GCUGAGGCCGCGUGGUGCCGUUGCAGAUGAGCAGGGCGCGGGCGGACGAGGAGGAGUACUGGCACAGCUCCAAGUUCCGGGCCUUUACCUUCGACGAUGAGGAUGACGAGCUGUCCCAGCUGAAGGAAUCUAAGCGGGCGGUGAACAGCCUUCGGGACAUCGUUGACGAUGACGAUGAUGACCUGGAGAAGGUCAGCUGGAGCGGGGAGCCCGUGGGAAGCAUCUCCUGGUCAAUCAAAGAGACAGCCUCCAGCAGCAGCUCCCUGGAGGGCCGAGACACCAGCCUACAGAAGGGCUCUUCCUCCUAUGCAGCUCUUCCCAAGCAGGUUUCCUCCUAUUCCCUGAGCAACUUGUUUAAAGGACGAAACAGACUUCCAAGUUUGCCGUCCCUUUCAGACGCCUUCGCAGACUCAGGAGUUAAAAACUAUGCCCCAGAACUGCGCAGACCAAAAGCUGAAUACAAGGAUUACAGCAAUGACUGGAGCCCCAGAGAUACAGUCCGGCGAAUGCAGAGGGGCAAGGUCUGUUCUCUAGAGAGGUUUCGCUCCCUGCAGGACAAGCUGAUGCUCUUGGAUGAAGCUGUGGCGGGACAUGAUGGAAAUGUCAUCACAGCUGUCCUGAUAUUCCUGAAACGGACGCUAAGGAGAGAGGUCUUGUUUCGAGAGCUGGAGGUGCGGCAGGUGGCCUUGUGUCAUCUCAUCCAUUUCCUCAAAGAAACGGGUGAGCAGAAGCUGCUUCUGGAUCUGCUCAGGUUCCUAGACAGGACUGAGGAAGUUGCUCUCUCACAGUACCGGGAGCAUUUGAACAUCCAGGAUGUAGAAAAGAAGAGAGAAUUUCUGAAAGGCUGCAUUGGGCUGCCAUUUUCAGCUGAGGAUAUCUCCCACAUCCAAGACCAUUAUACCCUGCUGGAGAGACAGAUAAUCAUUGAGGCCAACGAUCGACACUUGGCGAUGGCUGGGCAGUCAGAGAUAUUUCGGAAAUACCCUCGCAAGGCCUCAAUUCUCAACAUGCCACUAGUGACCACUCUCUUCUAUUCCUGUUUUUACCACUACACAGAAGCUGAGGGAACAUUCAGCAGCCCAACCAAUCUGAAGAAGACAUUUAAGAUUCCUGAUAAGCAGUAUGUGCUGACUGCCCUGGCUGCCCGUGCCAAGCUACGAGCCUGGGAGGAUGUGGAUGCACUCUUAACCACCAAGAACUGGCUGGGCUACACCAAGAAGAAAGCACCUAUUGGCUUCCACCGGGUGGUAGAAAUCUUGCAGAGGAACAAUGCACCUGUCCAGGUGCUGCAGGAAUAUGUGCGCUUAGUAGAGGAUGUGGAAACACGGUUGAACCUUGCCACCAAAUACAAGUGCCAUGAUGUUGUGAUUGAUACGUACAGGGAUCUAAAGGAUCGCAUCCAGUUGAUGGCAUAUAAAUGCAAGGUGGAGCGGGGCUCUGCAGAAGAAGAGAAGAUAAACAGCCUACUCAGUAACAUGCAAAUCCGAUGGAAGAACUGAGCACCAGUGAAGUUAACCUGCUUGGACGUUGCCUUGCCAGUACAAAAGGAGACUGUAAAAGCUGUCCAGCGCCAACAGAGCAGCUCUGUUACUACUCAUUGCAUGAUCAGUGUUUGUCAGUGACACUGGGUGCUCACGGGACAGAGGCAUUCAGGCUGGUUGAAGACAACUGCUCUGAUGCAGCCAGUGAAACCAUGGUACUGAUGCACGAGGGUUGAUUCUUUUUGGAGUCUGAUUCUCUUUGACCUGGUUGCAGGACAGUCAUGGCUUUUGUUUACAGAGGGAAGUUGCUGGACCAGGCAAAGUUAUGUUUGUUUAUUGUGGUGUCUGGACUCAUUCUAGCAAGAGGAACAGGUCAGUCACUCGUGGAUCUCCAGUAGACAAUGCUGACCGACUGGUCCCUGUAAGAUUCAGGCUGGCUUGAGCAUCACCAGUCGUGGCUGUGGAGAACAAGGCCUACUGGACUGUGUUCUUCCUGCAUCAGAGUGUGAAGGGUGAAAGGGUCAGUUGCACCUUGAAGUCUUUCUUGGUUUGUUGUGGCUCACACCAGGAAAGGGGUGUUUUAUGAACUCCUGCAGAGAGCCAGGGCAGCAGCCUCUGCCUGUAUCCCUAUGCUGGCACUUGGCAGCUCUCGGCAGAUCCCUUCAUCAGGGAAGAGUGGGCAUGACGUGUGGAGCUGGUCAGAGCUGUGCUACAUUGGAUGGAGAGUAAGAAGGGACCACUCUCACUUAGCUUGAACCUGAUGAUCCCAGGAAGGAUUGAAUUGCACUUUCUCAGAAACACAAUUCCUCAGGCAACUGCUGGCUUCAUCCUUCCAGACCUCUCUUCAGUUUCUAAAAUAAAGCUGUCUCUUUCUCCUCA
Molecule: messenger RNA, 2360 nt
Organism: Meleagris gallopavo (turkey)
Lineage: Eukaryota; Metazoa; Chordata; Aves; Galliformes; Phasianidae
Source: RefSeq, a predicted model, not a curated record